GGCGCGUCGCCCAACGCCACCAGCUCGUUCGGCGUCACCGCCCUGCAGAGCGCGGUGCAGCAGCGCGGCGCGGGCAUCGCCCACCGGUUGCUCGCCGCGUGCGCCGAUGUGCUGGCCCUCGACUCCAACCGGCAGACGGCGCUACACCACGCCGCACGCGCAGGAGCGGACAACGGAUGCUUGGCGGCCUUGCUCGACCGUUGGGAGUCGGUGGCCGGCGACGACGACGGCUCGGCGUGUGCCUCGAGGGACGUGUGGGGGCGGACGCCAUUGCAUUGGGCGGUCAUCAACGGCCACCGCGAGGCGAUCGUCACGCUCGUCGAGGCUGGGAGCGACAUUGCGCUGCGCGACAAGCAGCACGAGUCGGCGCUCGACCUCGCCGAGCGGAGGGCGACCUGCCACGCGGUGGGCUUCGGAGGCCGGUGCGACAAGCUGACGGUCAGCUUGCUCAAGCUGAUGUUGCCGCGCGACCACGCCGACUACAGCUCCUUCCACCCGGAGGGCCUGAUGGACCUCUGUACGCACGAGGUGCUCCGGCACGCCGAGAGGCUGAAGCUCGGCGCCGAGGAGCGCGAAGCCUUCCUCGCGCUGAGCCCCGCGGAGCGCGCGGCGAUCGGGGACCAUGUGAUGACAAUUGACGAGCUAAAUGCGCGGGAUGAGGGUCGCCUCUAG
Messenger RNA from Emiliania huxleyi CCMP1516, 672 nucleotides. RefSeq lists its product as hypothetical. The record is from RefSeq and is a predicted model, not a curated record. Lineage: Eukaryota; Haptophyta; Isochrysidales; Noelaerhabdaceae. Gene Ontology annotation, molecular function: protein binding. The transcript has a single exon. The annotation marks the transcript as partial.